UGCUCUUAUUGUCUCACCCUGAAAGUGGGGAGAAUACAAAAAGAUUUUAUGCAGUGUUUUGCAAACACACAGAUGCUCUAAACCCCACUGUGGUCAGGGUUCUCAUGCAGGGUGUUUUCAGUUGUGUAUACAAGACCCUUUGAGCAGAAAGCAACACACUUCCUACUGAUCCCAAGGCUCCUGCACGAUUCAUUUAUGUGAAUCAUAAUGAGUUUGUUUUUAAAUUGGUGUAAAUACUAUUAGUUUUAUCAGUCCUUCUAGAGCUGACAGGAUUAAGAGUUACUGAAGAGAUCAGAAUGGAGAUGAGAAACUGUCCUCCGCGUUCACGGCCUCAGUGUUCUCAUCAUCAGCGCCAGCAACCCAGAAGGCUGGGCUACAAGCAGCGUGGUUACAGAGUGGCUGCAGUGUGUUUUGGCCUACUGUCCAUUCUUCUGGCUGUUGCCAUCAUAAUCCUCGCUAUAAAGUACACCCAGCAACAGAUACAUUACAAAAGGAACCUGACUGAACAGAUCAACCAGUUACAGGAGGAGAAUGCUGCACUUCAGAGGAUGCUGACAGAUAUAGAUGAACAGGCCAAACUAGGAUGGAUUUACUUCCACUCCAGUUUUUACUUCAUCUCUGCUCAAACGAAAAGCUGGAUUGAAAGCAGAGAGGACUGCAAAAGAAACGGAGCAGACCUUGUGAUCAUCAAGACUGAGGAGGCACAGGAUUUUCUUGUCAAGCAGCUGGGCAGUGAUAGGGCUUGGAUUGGUUUACAUGACAGAGACACAGAGGGGACCUGGAAAUGGGUGGACGGUACACCACUAACCACUGCGUACUGGGCUCCAAGGGAACCCAAUAAUGACCAUAAUGAAGACUGUGCUGAGAUUUUGGGUUUUACAGGUAAAGAGGCCUGGAAUGAUGUGCCAUGUACUAAGAAAGUGAGAUGGAUCUGUGAGAAACCUGCUUCUCUCUGAUUAAACUUGGCGGCUGUCAGCGAGUGAUUUCCAACGACCGGCACAAGAUGACCACAUCUGCUUUAAAUAUUACUCCUAAAUUAGCAGUUCCUGAAAUAUUCAAAUCAGUCCCAUCUACCUGCUGAAGACCUGCAUCUGCAUGAGCUAAUGCACUGUGCUGCUGCAACAUGACUGGCUGACUGGAAAACUGCAGUAAUGUCCAGAUAUUCCUAAGAAACUGAACUGCGAGUGAUAGUCUAAUGAAAAGCCAGAUUUCAACAUUCCAAACCUUUUUUACAGAGCUAUUAGCUAGCUAGUUUCUUUUGUUUAGCUAAUUUACUGUCUAUGGAUGCACUGUAAGCAUUUUUCCCCAAACUGUGUUAACUAAUGCAUCUGUAGUAAUGAAACCGUUAACUUAUAGUUUUACUUUACUGCUUUAAUAGAUACAAAAAUCAAUUACAUUAACUUGCACUUUUAGUAUUGAAGAAUCUAACCAA
Messenger RNA from Hemibagrus wyckioides, 1432 nucleotides. Its product is annotated as CD209 antigen-like protein C. The transcript has 6 exons. NCBI's taxonomy places the organism in Eukaryota, Metazoa, Chordata, Actinopteri, Siluriformes, Bagridae. Bases 297 to 956 code for a protein of 219 amino acids. The record is from RefSeq and is a predicted model, not a curated record.